AUGCCCCGCGACGGAUCAGGCCACUCGCACAACGCCGAAGAAGCCGGCGACAACCUCACGCACGGCACUCCGGCCGGCAACGAGCAACCCACUUCCUCCGGCGUUGACCGCUCCUCCAAGGCGGCUCCACCUCCUGACCACGAGACUGGCGAGGGCUUGAAGAAUGAGGAUGGCAGUGUGGCGUCGUCGGGUCAGGGGAGCAUUGGUGUGACGGGUGGCAGUGGCAAGGGUCCCAUGAAGUCGACGGUGGAUGAGCAGGCGGAGAAGUUGAGCAAGUAA
Messenger RNA from Zasmidium cellare ATCC 36951, 279 nucleotides. RefSeq lists its product as uncharacterized. Bases 1 to 279 code for a protein of 92 amino acids. The transcript has 2 exons. The record is from RefSeq and is a predicted model, not a curated record. NCBI's taxonomy places the organism in Eukaryota, Fungi, Ascomycota, Dothideomycetes, Mycosphaerellales, Mycosphaerellaceae.